Messenger RNA from Acanthocheilonema viteae, 4539 nucleotides. The record is from the annotation of a GenBank genome assembly. Lineage: Eukaryota; Metazoa; Nematoda; Chromadorea; Rhabditida; Onchocercidae.
AUGUCGCGACGCUGUCGCAUACAGGCACGUCCAAAUGUUGCCAGUGGAACGAAGAAGAGUAUGCCAUCAAAACCGAGAUCUGCUUCACCAAUUAAACCGCAGUCAGAUAGUAUAUCAGCCCUAUCCACCAUAGUAAUGAUACAGGAGAAAAAUAUACCAGAAACAGAGACCUUAAGGAAAGUUGCUGUUGAGGUCCAAGAACUGCAAUCCAUGCCUGUUAACUCUGAAUCGAUUUCAAACGAUUUAGAUAAAGAUGGAGCAAACACACAAACAGGUAAGCCCUCAUCGGUCAGUGACUACACAUUCGAAUCACCGACACUUUUAAAAACACCUCAACUAAUUCAUAAACCUCAUGGCAAUUCUCCGUCUAAAUCACCUAGAUCACAUUCGCCAUUAAAAUCACCGGUCAGUGUUGCAAGCUCUAUCGCUUCAUCUGGUAUUGAACAACCGUUUCCACAGUGUGCAAGAGCUGUAUCUUCCGUUUCUCCUACCACAAAUGAUUGUUCACCGAAAGUGAGGAAAAAAUUUACUGGCAGUGAGCCCUUAGACCCAAAAACAAUGACUAUGCAAGAUUUAAUUUUCUGGAAUCCGAAGAAUGAAAAAAGACUGCAUGAUGAUUCUCGAAAAAAGAAGAAAGAUAGUGUAACAGAUCUGGAAAUUAUAGGAAAAACUGACGUCGAGAGCAAGCAGAAAAGAAUCCAAAAACCUGCUUUUGCUGCUCCGCAGGUCAAAAUAGCAGCCGAUGGUUCUUUGGUUAUUGAUGAAUCGAGUUUGACGAUUACGAACGAAAGUGAUUCGAAUGUUUGGGAGACUGUAGAAGAAGAUCGAUCAAAUAGGAAGCUGAAUUCAAUGAGUUUUCGAAAGAGACCAUUCUGCAGAGGCAAUCCGUGGAGUGAAUUAGAAACUGAUCUUUUUUAUGAUAUUUUAAGAGCCACAGGCCCAGAUUUUGGGCUAAUGCAUGAGUUCUUCCCGUCCCGAACACGAUUGGAAUUAAAAGCCAAGUAUAAUCGAGAAGAAAGGUUCAACUGGACUCGGUUAAAUCAGGCUAUGGCUGUGCCAACAUUGUUAUCUGAUGCCUUAUAUUCGCACGCAAAUGAAAUCAUUGAUAGAAUUAAGGAAAAAGAAAUUAAAAAAAAGACAUCAAAAAGGAACAGCGCAAUGAGCGAUACGAUGAGCGAAGUAGUCGCAGUUGACUGGAAUGAAGAAGAAGCUAAUUUGGAAGCAGAAGCUGAGGAGGCUAUUUUGAGGCUGUUAGAAGAUGAAGAGCAAUUUGGUGGGUCCUCUGAGAAAAAAGCACGCAAACAGAAGAUAGUUGCUCAAAAAAAAAUGAAAGAUGCUUUGUUAAAUGAAGUUGCGGAAGAGGCUGUCCUGGUGUUGAAGGGAAAGAAAUGUGAAAGGAGAAAAAAUGAAUGGAAGAAAAUAUGUGAAACAGCAUUAAGUAAACUUGGCGAGGAUUUCCCGAAAUUUGAAAUUUUGAUUGACGAAAAUGCUGACGGUGUAACGGUAGAAACAAAAGCGAGCUCGGAAGGUCUACCAAUUGUAAGGAUACCACUGGGAACUGUUCCUAAAGUGUUACCAGUUGAUGAGAAGCAUCCGCAACGAGUGUUUUUUGAUUGCUCUGCUAAACAAGACCUUGCAUCGCGAUACUAUGUUAUACAGCAUCAAAUGGGUCCUGGAGAACCGACUACUGGUUAUCUUCAUCUAUUUCGAACCUCCAAGAAGAGUGUGGUGAUUGCAUCAACCGAAUCCAACACCACGGGCCCACGCGUCACCACUUUUGCAGCCAUUAUAACUCAGUACUCUGCCCCGUACGGGGCGUUCAAAAAUUGCCUACAACAUCCAUUUUUCAGGAGUUGCGGCGGGCAAUUGGGUGAAAGUUUUCAACCAGCAAUAAACGCACCUCGGCUAAGCCUCAUUGGUCACGUUAUCGCCACUGCGCAAAGCUGGGUUAUUUUGGUUACUAUAAAAAAGUAUCGUAGUAGAGUCAGCAUGGCAACAGUGGUAGAAAUGACUAUUGAGAAAAUUGAUGAGGUGAAAUCUCGGCUUGGAAGAUCACUGGGAACGCCAAUGCGGUUGCGAGAUUUAAUACGUCAAGUACGAGCAGCUCGUACGAUGGCUGAGGAGCGGGCUGUAGUUGAUCGAGAAAGUGCAAACAUUAGAGAGACAUUUCGAGACGAUGACAGUCCAUGGAAAUGCAGAAAUAUUGCGAAGCUAUUGUACAUACACAUGCUGGGCUAUCCGGCUCAUUUUGGACAGAUGGAAUGUAUGAAAUUAGUUGCGCAACCAAGAUACACCGAUAAGCGUAUUGGCUAUCUGGGUGCAAUGUUGCUGUUAGACGAACGUUCAGAAGUUCAUCUUCUUGUUACUAAUUCUCUGAAAAAUGAUUUGAAUGCUUCAACACAAUUCGUAACGGGCCUUGCACUUUGCACAUUAGGCUCAAUUUGUUCGUCAGAGAUGUGUCGUGAUUUGGCUGGUGAAGUUGAAAGGCUAAUUAAAUCCAGCAAUACCUACAUAAAAAAAAAGGCAGCUUUAUGUGCCUUUCGAAUCGUGAAAAAAGUGCCUGAACUCAUGGAAAUGUUCAUCUCAUGCACAAAAUCAUUAAUCAGCGAAAAGAAUCAUGGAGUGUUAAUUGGUGGAAUAACCUUGGUUACCGAAAUGUGUGAGAAAAGCCCUGACGUAUUAAAUCAUUUUAAGAAAAUGGUGCCGAAUUUAGUUCGUAUAUUGAAAAACCUUUUAAUGAGUGGUUAUUCACCGGAACACGAUGUGACGGGUAUCAGUGAUCCUUUCUUACAGAUUAAAAUCUUGAAAUUACUGCGUAUUUUGGGACGUUAUGACGCGAAAGCAAGCGAGGAAAUGAAUGAUAUAUUGGCACAGGUAGCUACAAAUACAGAAACGUCAAAAAACGUUGGUAAUGCUAUUUUAUAUGAAACGGUGUUGACAAUCAUGGAAAUACGGAGUGAAAGUGGCCUUCGUGUUCUAGCAGUAAAUAUUCUUGGAAGAUUUUUAUUAAAUCCAGAUAAGAAUAUUCGAUAUGUUGCACUAAACACCUUAUUAAAAACAGUGUUCGUGGAUUAUAAUGCAGUUCAGAGGCAUCGUACAACUGUUGUUGAUUGUCUGAAAGAUCCAGAUGUAUCAAUUAGAAGACGUGCGAUGGAACUCUGUUUUGCACUGAUUAACCAUACAAAUAUAACAAACAUGACGAAAGAAAUAUUGAUAUUUUUGGAAACUGCCGAUCCGGAAUUUAAAGCAGAAUGUGCCUCAAAAAUGUACAUUGCCACUGAAAAAUAUUCACCCAAUUAUGGUUGGCAUCUUGACACGAUGAUCAAAGUGUUGAAAUUGGCAGGUAAUUAUGUACCUGACGAAGUGGUUUCGUGCAUGAUUCAGCUUAUUUCAUCACAUACGGAACUGCAGCAUUAUGCAGCUGUACAACUUUAUCGAGCUGCACAGGCUGAUGUUGUUAAUGCCCAACCACUAUUACAAGUAGCAUUUUGGACGAUUGGAGAAUUUGGUGAUAUCAUACUUCAAUUGAAUGAUGAUGAAGUAGUCAAGGUGGAAGAAUCGAGUAUUAUCGAUGUCUUUGAACGUGUACUGCCAAGUAAUUUGACGAAUACUAUAACCAAAUCAUAUGCGUUGACGGCUUUAGCAAAACUGGAUACAAGAUUUAAUGAGACAAAUAAUCGCAUUCGUCAAUUGAUUGAGUCGAAUAAGGAACAUCUUCACCUCGAACUGCAACAACGAUCAGUUGAAUUUUCUCGUUUGUUGAACUAUGGGGAAUUGAAAUUUGGCCUUUUGGAAAGGAUGCCUGUUAUUACACACAACAUAUUAAACGCAGCUGCGCAACCAAUUGAAAGGGAUACCUCAAUAAAUGAAGGCUUUACAAUUGAGAACAAAUCAGAAAGCACCAAUUUGCUGGGAGAUCUUGAAGCGCCUCCAUUACUGGGAUCUUCAGAACAAAUGAAAAUAUCCCAACCAUCGGAUUUGUUUGAUUUAAUGAACUUCGAAGCAAACAUCAAUGGUCUAACACCUGCAGAAAUUAUGAACGGCACGAAAACGAUCGAUUUAAUGGACGGUUUGAUUAACAAUACUUCGACAAAUAAAAUGCCUUUAAAAUCAGCAGCAUCAACAUUGAGCGAUUUGGAUCCUUUCGACUUAUUUUCGAUGGAUGCAUCCAAAAAAGUUUCACAGCCUUCAACAAUGGCAAUUAAUACGAAUGGCAUCGAAGGCGUUCUUUAUGUCGAUAGUACUUUCAAUGAGAAUAGUGUGGCGGCAUUGAGGCUUCUCGUAACUAAUAAUAAUCCUUUACCUGUUGAAGCUUUCAACUUUCAAGCAGCUGUUACUAAGGCGUUUCAAAUAGAGUUGUUGCCUCCAUCUAGUUCAAACUUACCACCCAAUCGACAGGGUACGAUCAUACAGAUGAUAAACAUUAGAAGGAUAUCAUUCACCCAUCCGCUGAAAAUGAGAAUCAAAGCGUUUUAUAAUAUUGAUGGGCGACAACAGUUAAUAGAAUGUCUGGUGCCAAAAAUUGAAGGAUUAAGCUGA